AUGUUCGUAGAUGCGCAUACCAAAGUGUUUUCGCUGCUGCUUGACGCGGUGUGCGAGCUGUUGCUAGUGCACUGGCAACACUUGAAGGAUUGGCUAUAUCAACUCAUGUUUAGGUUACUAAUGAAACUAGGAACGGACAUCCUGGGUUCCGUGCAAAGCAAGAUUAUGAAGACUCUAGAUGUGAUACACGAGUGUUUCCCCGCGGAACUACAACUUCACAAUAUAUUCAGAUUCCUGGCUGAUGGAGCGACAGCGCCCCCUCCUAGGACCAAAAUAGCCGCAUUGCGAUUCUUAGCUGAUCUUGCGAGUGAAUACUGCAUACCUAACAGUCUAGCUGUGGCUUUACAAGGGGGCAGCACUGGCGUGGCCGGAAGGGCAUUGUCAAAGGUCGCCGCACUUGCUAACGACCCAAGAGCGGCAGAUGUCCGCGUCUCGGCACGACGUGCGCUUGCGACACUGUACGACUGUAAUCCAGUACCGUUCACUGCGCUAAUGAGCGAGCUACUUGCAGACAUUCAAGGAUUAGUAAACGGUGUUUUACAGCAACACGUCCGAAGAACAUCAAGCACCGGUAGCGACAGUCCUCUUCGCACGUCAAGUACGACCUCAAACUCCAAUGCUGAAGAUGUAUACUCAAGGAUAAGGAAGACGACGUCAGAGAUUCACACCUAUACAGCCCAACAUGCAAAUGCUGAAUGCGGCAACCACAUGUCAAGCAAAGAUUCUGGCAUCAGUCAAAUGUCAGAUGUGACGUUAUCGGCGCGUGGCCCGAACGCAGUACCGAAUGGACAUUACGCUGGUGAAAUAGGCCGCGCCGCAUCUGCCGAUAGCUCAGAGGAAGCUAAUAGCACGAAGGAAUCAUCCCCAAUCCCACAUAGAGAUUGUGGUCAUACGCACGGUGACUACAAUUCCGGAAACAUGGGACGUGAUAAGAUUAAACCGUACGAAAUUGACGAAAAUGGAUUAUUAAUUACGAAAGCUGGCCUCCGAGAAACGGAGGUACUCGAAGCGUUAAGUAAACUGGAUGUAACCAAAGACCCUUGGGAGCACUCCGAACGGCUGUUUUUGGCAACGCACGAGAUCCUCAAAUACGGCGAGUGCAAGAAGCCGUGCGAGUAUUUUAAAAAUAUAGUAAGGGUGUCACUAGCGGUUAUAACAGUGGACGAUAGCUCCGUAGACAAAGAGAAUUACGAAAAUGCUACCAACGUACAAUCAGGAUGGGGCACCGCCCAUGAGCGUACCGCAGCAGAAGCGGUGAAAGUUCUCAUCUGGCUGUGUCGCCGGCCGGAAACGAGGCCGCAGUGGCUAGAUUACUUUGACCUUAUCCUAUUGAAGCUUAUCAACGCGUACGGGGCACUGAGUAAAGAGGUUAUGCGAGCCAUUGACAACGGCAUGUCGCAUAUCGCCGCUGCGCUGCCAGCCCAUGAGAUGCUCCGGCUCUUGAAACCAGUGAUUAGAACAAGAGGUUACCCAACGUCACUUUGUGCGCUGAAAUUGGCUGCAGAAGUGGCUAAGGCGAGGGGACCAGAACUAACCGACGAGAUCGUCUCCCCCUUAAUGGAAGGGGUAGGACAGUUAGCAGAUCACCAGAACUCGGCUGUUCGCAAGGCGGCCAUAUUCUGUAUGGUCGCCUUCACAUUUGCCCUGGGCGAAGAGAAAAUGCAGCCGCACUACAAACACCUGUCAGUUAGCAAGAUGCGACUCUUACACGUGUACAUCAGCAAGCACAAGGAAGAGGGGAAUAAAGGAGGCGGUUCGUAG
Messenger RNA from Leptosia nina, 1761 nucleotides. Lineage: Eukaryota; Metazoa; Arthropoda; Insecta; Lepidoptera; Pieridae. The record is from the annotation of a GenBank genome assembly.